CAACUUCAUCGCCAUUUUACCGCGUCUCUUAUUUCUUAAACAUGUUUGUUUAAAAAUAACUGAAGAAAAAUACAAGAAUUUUUGCAUAAAAAUUAAAUAAAAACUAUAAAAUUUAACAAAUUAUUAACAUUUAAAGUGAAAAUAACAAUAAUAAGUGAUAAAAGAUUAAGAAAAACAAAUAGAAGUCAUGAAAUCCACAGCCAGGACUCCCAUGAGGGUUAUGCGUACACCGCACCAACAAAGAGAAGCACGCUUGCGUACGCAACUAUCACAGGAAAAUAAUCCUAAUAAUGAAAAUUGCCCACUAAAACAAAAAGAUCCCGUACAUGUAUUCUGCCGUGUACGACCAUUGCCUUCCGAUGGUGAUUUGUCAUGUGUAAAGGUAAAAAAUUCCACUACUAUUGUUCUAACUUCACCGGAGCAGGCUUUAGGCAGUAAACAGGGUACUUGCAAAGAAACUCAAUAUAUAUUUAAACAUGUUUUCGAAUCGAAUGCCACACAGCAAGAUGUUUUCGCAGGAGUGGCACAACCCUUGGUGGAGAAUUUAAUAAGAGGCCGUAAUAGUUUAUUAUUUACUUACGGUGUCACUGGCAGUGGUAAAACUUAUACCAUGACGGGCGAUGUUAGACAUCGUGGCAUAAUGCCCAGAUGUUUGGAUGUUUUAUUUCGUACCAUAUCGGAUUAUCAGACUAAAAAAUAUAUAUUCAAACCGGAUCGUUUAAAUGGAUUUGAAAUACUGUCGGAAGCAGAUGCUCUUUUAGAGCGGCAACAAGAAAUGAAUCAACGUUUUGCGGGUAGAGGUGCAUUGAGACGUAAAGAUUCUGAUCCGGAAAUAGCAUCACAGGCCUCAUGUGAAAUGGCUCCUUUACAGGGCAUCGAGGAGGAUAAUAUGUAUGCCGUAUUCAUAACCUAUGUAGAAGUAUACAAUAAUAGUGUAUAUGAUUUACUGGAAGAGGGAGGCAUUCAGAAAACUUUGCAAAGCAAAAUUAUUCGCGAAGAUGCCAAUCACAAUAUGUUUGUUCAUGGUGUUACCGAAAUAGAAAUCAAAUCUGUAGAGGAGGCCAUAGAAGCCUUUCAAACAGGACAAAAACGUAAACGUAUGGGCCAUACAGUGCUAAAUGCUGAAUCUAGUCGUAGCCAUUCCGUCUUUAAUAUACGUCUGGUACAAGCUCCCACAGAUUGCCAAGGAGAAAAUGUUGUACAAGAUAAACGUACCAUAACAGUGAGUCAAUUGUCUCUGGUAGAUUUGGCUGGCAGUGAAAGAUCAUCACGUACCAAAAACACUGGCAUGCGUUUGAGGGAAGCGGGCAAUAUCAAUAACUCACUAAUGACACUACGUACUUGUUUGGAAUACUUAAGGGAAAAUCAACAAGUAACAAAUGCUGCCUCGAAAAAAGUACCCUAUCGUGAUUCAAAAAUAACACAUUUAUUUAAGAACUAUUUCGAUGGUGAGGGUCAGGUGUCUAUGAUAGUGUGUAUUAACCCGCGGGCGGAGGAUUAUGAUGAAAAUACGCAAGUUAUGAAAUUUGCCGAAAUGACCCAAGAAGUGCAGAUAGCACGCGCUGCUCCUAUAAAAACAGAUUUAGGUUUAACACCAGGACGUCGCAAGGCCAAUAAACUAUUCAAAAUGGCUGUAAACAAUCUCAAUGAUUUGGGUUAUAGUGAAGCUAAAACAUUAGAUGUAGAUGUGGGUUUGGUCUAUACCUUAGGACCUAAUUUCCCAGAAUAUAAACUAGAUGGUCCAGAGGCAGAAAACACCAUUGCAGAUUUAAUGCAAUAUCUAAUGCAACGUAUAGAAAAAAGAAAAUUACUAAGCAGUGACUUGGAGACAAGAUUUGACAAUUUCCGCUCACAUUUAAUGCAAAUGGAAAAAGAAAAUCUCUCCUUACGCACUGAAUUAGCUUCUCUAAAAGCGGUUUACAAACAAGAACGUGAUCGUUCUUAUGCCUUGGAAAAUAAAAUUCGUGUUCAUGAAAGUUCCAUAGAUGUUCUCAACAAUAAAUUGGGUAAUCGUGAAAGACAAAUAGAUGAAUUAACACGCAAACUGAGAGAUCAUCAAAAUAUGCUCAGUCGUAAGGAACAGGAAAAAGAAAAUCAAAAGAAGAAAUUUGAUUCUAAACUGGCAGUAGAAGUGGAAAAACGUGAUCGUUUACAUGAUUUAAAACAUGCUAAAUUACAAAAUAAAAUACGUAGCAAAGAUGAAAAAUUAAAAUUAUUAUCGAAUAUAAUACAAUCCGAUGAUAUGGCCAUUAGAAUACCCAGAUCGAGAAGUUCCGAAAAUCUAUCGGUGGAUAAGGAAAUACCAAUACAGGCAACUGAAUCAAUAAGAACUGCACCAACUGCUACCGCUACACCAAGAACAGAAUUAUAUGGUGCAGCUAGAGUACCAAGGGGUAUGGCCGCUGCCAAUAAACGUCAUCGUCGUUCUCGAUCGGCUGGAGAAAAAUGGAUAGAACAUCGUGCCCCCAAUCCUGUACCGCUUGGUACUAUUCUACAACCCUAUCUGAAAAAUCGCAAAUCUGUAACGAAAUUACAAGAAAUGAAAGAUUUAACUGGACAUAAAGCUAACAAAUAUAUACUAGUAUCACAAGAUGCCGAUACAGAUGGUGAUGUUGAAACUAAACUCUUCAAAGGUAAUAUUAUACCAACAUGUGGUGGAGGUGCACAAGUUGUAUUCGAUGAUGUAGAGUGUUUAAAACAGAAAUCUCCAGUACCCUCACCAAAUCGUAAAAGGCCCAGUAAUGGUGGUGUUUUAAGUAAUAUAGGUACUACCGUUUCAGCACUUUCCGCUAUUACCAGUAUUAAUUCAGCAAAUGAUAUAGCCUCCAGAUGUAAUGUAGGCAUAGAGGGUCAUACUGUUAAACGUACCAAAGUUUAGGUUGAAGAAAAAAAAAACCUUGAUAUUUUUUGACUUUAUAUUAUUAAUACGUGUCCAAUUUGACUUGAAAUUAUCUCAUUUAUAAUUAUUAUUAUUAUUAUUAGUUUAGAUUAUUAUUAAUUGAUUUCUUGCUAACUACAAAACGUAUAUGUAUUUUUUUAUUAGUAUUUUUUUUUUACUUUUAAUAUUGUUAUGGAAUUAUAAUUCCCUUUGAUAAAACAUAUUUUUUUAUUUUUCUUUCUUUUUUUUUUACUUCUCCCCCAGUGUUCUUGAAAACUGGUUUCGUUUGCAUAAAAUUUUGAAUUUAAAAACAUAUUUUAAAUAAUAAUGAAAUAUUUUUUUCGUUCUUUUUAAAACGUUGCCCU
Lucilia cuprina (Australian sheep blowfly) is the source of this 3243-nucleotide messenger RNA. RefSeq names its product kinesin-like protein KIF23 (gene pav). The transcript has 6 exons. Gene Ontology annotation, cellular component: kinesin complex; microtubule; nucleus. Bases 188 to 2878 code for a protein of 896 amino acids. Gene Ontology annotation, biological process: microtubule-based movement. Gene Ontology annotation, molecular function: microtubule binding; ATP binding; microtubule motor activity. The record is from RefSeq and is a predicted model, not a curated record. NCBI's taxonomy places the organism in Eukaryota, Metazoa, Arthropoda, Insecta, Diptera, Calliphoridae.